ACGAGAUCUGCAGAAUUUAUUCCCAUUCUGCUGGUGACGGACCAUUCUGGAAUUUAAUAUAAAGGAUGAAUAAGAGGAUUGAGACACCAUGCGGAUAUAUAUAUAUUUACAGAGAAGAUGAAGGUGAAGAAACAUCCAGCCCUCGUGGCUCCAGGACGGGUCCGGUGACAUUCCAGCAUCCAGGACCUCCACUCGACAAGGUAUUUCAGGAGAGAGAGAGAAGAGAUGAGUCUGGCAUCUGCAGAGCAUCUCUCAGCAGCACCGAAGCGAAGAUGAUGAGAGUCCUGUUUAUUCUUCUGCUGACUGUCCUCCCAGCAGUCGUGCUCCCCGAACGGCCGCUUCCCCCCGUCUGCGGCUCUCCGGUGUUCUCCAGGAGGAUAAUCGGAGGAACGGAUGCAGCAGAAGGAGCCUGGCCCUGGCAGGCCAGUAUACUGUACAACUGGAGCCCGGUCUGUGGGGGGUCCCUGAUCACCAACCAGUGGGUGCUCAGCGCCGCGCACUGCUUCUCCCCAUCCUCAUCCCCCUCACUGUACACCAUCUACCUGGGGGUCUACAAGCUGGACCUCCCCAAUUCUAAUGCGCUGCUAGCUAAUGUGGACAGUCUGGUUAUCCACCCCCAGUACACAGGUCCUGGAAGCAGUGGAGAUAUUGCUCUGGUCCACCUCUCCAGACCGAUCACCUUCACCCAGUACAUUCGCCCAGUGUGUAUACCAUCUGCUUCCAUGGUCUUCCCACCAGGAUCCAGCUGCUAUGUUACAGGAUGGGGCCGGACAAAGUCUGAUGAAUUCCUGGCGUCCCCUAAGACCCUUCAGCAGCUGAUGCUUCCCCUGAUCAGCAGGGAGUCCUGUGACCAGAUGUACCACAUAGGCUCAGGUACCGGAGCCAGCGUGGCCAUCAUCAAGAGUGACCAAAUCUGUGCUGGGUACCAAGCUGGACAGAGAGAUUCCUGCAUUGGAGACUCCGGGGGUCCUCUGGUGUGUAAAAUGAAUGGGUAUUGGUACCAGGCUGGCAUUGUGAGCUGGGGAGAUGACUGUGCUCUGCCAAACCGCCCGGGAGUCUACACUUUGGUUUCAUCCUACGAGUCAUGGAUCAACUUGUAUAUUAUCAAGAGCUUCUCCUCCUCUUCUCCCAGUCUGGGUGCCUCAGUGCUGCUCCUUUUGGUCUCUCUGAUGCUGCACAGUUGAUUCACGUCUCCCAUGAGGCUAAGGAACCCGAAAAAUAACUCUACCUAAAUGCCUACAACGGCCGAAGUCACGACUCCAGAUAAAUGAGUAUGGAGAUUUAUUAUAAAGACUAAUACUUCAUGACUUGGUGAAUAUUGUGCCUCCUCAUCAUCGUGUCUCAUCUUCAUUCUGCCUCUUCGUCUUCAUUGUUUCUCCUCAUCAUCAUCAUCAUCAUCAUCGUGUCUCAUCUUCAUCAUUACAUCUCCUCAUCUUCAUCGUGUCUCAUCUUCAUUCUGUCUCCUCAUCUUCAUUGUCUCUCCUUCUCCUCAUCAUCAUUGUCUCUCAUCAUUGCAUCUCCUCAUCUUCAUUGUGUCUCAUCUUCCUCAUCGUCUCCUCAUCUUCAUUGUCUCUCCUUCUCCUCAUCAUCAUUGUGUCUCAUCAUUACAUCUCCUCAUCUUCAUCGUGUCUCAUCUUCAUUCUGUCUCCUCAUCUUCAUUGUCUCUCCUUCUCCUCAUCAUCAUUUUGUCUCAUCAUUACA
Molecule: messenger RNA, 1701 nt
Organism: Bufo bufo (common toad)
Lineage: Eukaryota; Metazoa; Chordata; Amphibia; Anura; Bufonidae
Product: serine protease 27-like
Exons: 6
Coding region: 66-1184 (372 amino acids)
Biological process (GO): proteolysis
Molecular function (GO): serine-type endopeptidase activity
Source: RefSeq, a predicted model, not a curated record